AUGAAAUUUCCAAUCGAGACGCCAAGAAAGCAGGUGAACUGGGAUCCUAAAGUGGCCGUGCCUGCAGCAGCUCCACCAGCGUGCCAGCCCAAGAGUGCCACUAACGGGCAGCAUCCGGUUCCCCGCCUCUCCAUUUCCUCCCGAGCCACGGUGGUAGCCAGGAUGGAAGGAGCCUCCCAGGGAGGCCUGCAGACAGUUAUGAAGUGGAAAACGGUGGUUGCCAUCUUUGUGGUGGUGGUGGUCUACCUCGUCACAGGUGGCCUUGUCUUCCGGGCAUUGGAACAGCCCUUUGAGAGCAGUCAGAAGAACACCAUCGCCUUGGAGAAGGCAGAAUUCUUGAGAGAUCACAUCUGUGUGAGCCCGCAGGAGCUGGAGACAUUGAUCCAGCAUGCGCUCGAUGCUGACAAUGCAGGAGUCAGCCCGGUAGGAAACUCUUCCAACAGCAGCAGCCACUGGGACCUCGGAAGUGCCUUUUUCUUUGCUGGAACUGUCAUCACGACCAUAGGGUAUGGGAACAUUGCUCCAAGCACUGAAGGAGGCAAAAUCUUUUGUAUUUUAUAUGCCAUCUUUGGGAUUCCGCUCUUUGGUUUCUUAUUGGCUGGAAUUGGAGACCAACUUGGAACCAUCUUUGGCAAAAGCAUUGCAAGAGUGGAAAAGGUUUUCCGAAAAAAGCAAGUGAGUCAGACCAAGAUCCGGGUCAUCUCCACUAUUCUGUUUAUCUUGGCUGGCUGCAUCGUGUUUGUGACGAUCCCCGCUGUCAUCUUUAAAUACAUCGAGGGCUGGACAGCCUUGGAGUCCAUUUACUUUGUGGUGGUCACCCUGACUACAGUAGGCUUUGGUGAUUUUGUGGCAGGGGGAAAUGCUGGCAUCAACUACCGAGAGUGGUAUAAGCCGUUGGUGUGGUUUUGGAUCCUUGUUGGCCUUGCCUACUUCGCUGCUGUCCUUAGUAUGAUAGGAGACUGGCUGCGCGUUUUAUCCAAAAAGACGAAAGAAGAGGUGGGUGAGAUCAAAGCCCAUGCAGCCGAGUGGAAAGCCAACGUCACCGCCGAGUUCCGGGAGACCAGAAGGCGACUCAGCGUUGAGAUCCAUGACAAGCUGCAGCGAGCAGCCACCAUCCGCAGUAUGGAGCGCCGGAGGCUGGGCUUGGAUCAGAGGGCCCACUCUCUGGACAUGCUAUCCCCAGAGAAGCGUUCUGUCUUUGCAGCCCUGGAUACGGGACGUUUCAAGGCUUCAUCCCAGGAAAGCAUCAACAACCGACCCAACAACCUGCGCCUUAAGGGGUCAGAACAGCUCAACAAGCAUGGGCAAGGCGCUUCUGAGGACAACAUCAUCAACAAGUUUGGGUCCACCUCCAAACUCACCAAGAGGAAAAACAAAGAUCUCAAAAAGACCUUACCAGAGGAUGUUCAGAAAAUCUAUAAGACCUUUCGGAAUUACUCUCUGGAUGAAGAGAAGAAAGAGGAGGAGACAGAAAAGAUGUGUAACUCAGACAACUCCAGCACAGCCAUGCUGACGGAAUGUAUACAGCAGCAAGCUGAGAUGGAGAAUGGAAUGGUACCCACGGACACCAAAGACCAGGGGCUGGAGAACAACUCAUUACUUCAAGACAGAGAGUGA
Messenger RNA from Alexandromys fortis (reed vole), 1617 nucleotides. It is a transcript of the gene Kcnk10, whose product is annotated as potassium two pore domain channel subfamily K member 10. Gene Ontology annotation, molecular function: potassium ion leak channel activity; outward rectifier potassium channel activity. Gene Ontology annotation, cellular component: plasma membrane. NCBI's taxonomy places the organism in Eukaryota, Metazoa, Chordata, Mammalia, Rodentia, Cricetidae. The transcript has 7 exons. Gene Ontology annotation, biological process: potassium ion transmembrane transport; stabilization of membrane potential. Bases 1 to 1617 code for a protein of 538 amino acids. The record is from RefSeq and is a predicted model, not a curated record.